AUGGACCAUACUAUACCGAUCAAUAGGAUUCGUGCGGCUUUUUUGAAAGAUAGUAAUGAUAAAGAACAAAUGAAGCGGGUCUUAAGACCUUAUUUGAGUUCGAUACAUUGGUCAAACAAGGAAUUUGAAGUAACCUAUGAAAAUGAAGAUUAUAAGACGAUCAUGAACGAACAACAGUCACCACCUAUCACCAGGGAUUACUUGAAGGAUUUGAAACAUAUUUCGAAGCCGUUGUACGGCAGGACUGAGUCUAAGGGUAAAUUUGAUGUGGUGGGCACCAGAGAUGUGGACAAAAGAGAGGCGAAUAGCAGAGAGGUGGAUACUAGAGAGAUGAUUAGCGAAGCUGAGCCAAGCAAAAAAGAUCAAUUGAAAGACCCCGAGACCCUUAAAGUUGAUUCUGUCGCUCCAAAAUCUUUGGAUACUAUGGAUCCAACAAAAUCGGCGUCGACUACCGAGACCAAUGGUCGCAAGCAUUCCCUCGGCAAAGGGAAACGUAAAACUAGUGCGUUUUCAAGGAUAUUCAAAACGCAAUCAAGUGACCGUAAGGCGGGUGAUAGACAUGAUACUUCUGUUCAAGAUCGAAUUACCAGGCAAGCACCUAUGAGUUUUUACGAUUCUGCGUUUAAUUACGACGAAACUAUGGAGGACGAUGACGAUGACGAUGACGAUGAUGAAGAUGACGGAAUAAAAGAUGGUGGCAGUUUUUUUCGAGACGACGCCCAACAGGCCGACGACCAUUAUAAGCAGCAACAGACAAGACUGAUCAAAAGAGGCGCAUUUGCAUUCAAUCCGCAAAAUAUUCUGUCGAAUCAAGACAAUAAGAGUAGUAUCACGGAGAACAAUAGCGUCUCAGAGAAUCACUCUGGUCAGGCAUCUGAAGAUGAGCUUAAGCAGGAUGAUCUGUCAGAUAUGGAAUCUUAUAUGAACGAAGACGACUUGAAAGAUUUGGACCUAGACGGCAAUGCGACCCAAUUCUCAAGCUCUAACCAUCAGGGUGGCGUUGUCAUGGAUGAUAAUGAAGGUCACAGGUUUCCCAACUCCGAUGGUGAUGAUAUGUCAUCCUACGGCAAGUCUCUAUUGGAUUCAGACUACAGCGAGGAACACUUCAACGAAGAAAUGGAUAAGAUCAACAGCUCAUCGGUAGUUGAUGAUUCUCUCGCAACAGAACAAUUACUUCAAAGUGAAUCAAUGCCAGGACAUUCAAUACCCAAAACUCAAAUGCUGAACGCAUUGGGAAAAGAUGGACACACGCUUAGCAACGUUUUUAAAAAGGAUAGUUUCGGGCUAACAUCUGCAGAUGCUAGGGGACCACAAUGGGACAGAAAUGUUAUAACUGGUAGUCUCGGCUGUAGGGGAGAUACCUCGUCACUCUCCAAUGUUUCUGACAUUGUUCAUAAAAGGAACAGGAGUUCACUUUCUGGGGUCAACAUCGGAAGUUCCGAGCGACUCUCCCCUCAGUCGAAUCAAAGGCAUCAGCGUACCAUAAGUGAUAGUAAAGAUUUAGCGGUCGUGAAGAAACCCGGGCCAGAGACCUUGGAAGUUACUAAACGGGAAGUGAAUCAACAAAAGGCGACCCUCAUCUCAAACCUAUCAACACUUUUCAGCACAAAGAAGGACAACUCGCAAAACUUCCUGGAAUGCUUUGCACAUGUUUCUGGUGCCAAUGCUGCUCCACAAGAUUGCAUUCACCUCAGUAUAUACAUCGAAUGCUCUAAAACUUACAAAAGGAGUCCAUUUGAACUAAACGUCCGCAAAGAAGUGAGCGUUUUUGAUGUUAUUGGAUUUAUCCUAUACGUUUAUUCGACGUCUCAUAAACCUGAUACUGACUUUAAAGAUGACGGGAUUAAUGAAGACGAGCGCUCAAAUCCAAAUAAGUUUAAUCUGAAAAUUGUUGAUGAAGACGGAGAGCCCUUUGAAGAUAAUUUUGGAACGUUGGAUAGGAAGAAGCUGAUUGGAACGGUUUCUGAUGAUGAACUUGUGCUCUGUCGGGUGGAGGAUGAUGAUCAGUACAAGGCAAAUGAGCUUGUCACGCCUUUACCCUAUGAGGCCAAUCGUAUGGGGGAACACCACGGUAAGAGCCGGCGAAAUUCACUAAAAGACUCAACGCUGAACCAGCUAAGCUAUUAUAAACCUAUAAUUGGAGCAACUACGGACGUGUCUAGCUCAAAGCAUCAAAAAUUGGUUCAAAUUAAAGUGUUUCUAUAUCCAGCGGUGAAUCCAUCAGUCAAUUUCACGAACAUUCAAGUUCCGGUAACUUGCAAGAUCAAUGACGUGUUAGUUCAAUACUGUAAAAUGAAGUCAAUGGAUCCAAAUGAGUACAUUUUGAAACUUCACGACCAAAAGGUCUCGUGUGAUCUAAACUGUACAGUGGAAGAACUAGAUGGUCAGAAUUCGCUGGAAUUAGUUACAAAGAGUCAAGCCAGGAAGAUGAACUUGAAGAAGUUCAAGAGGACUUUGACCAGCCCGGGUUUGCCAACAAUUCAGAGUGGAGAAUUAACGCCGUUGACUCCAGACACAAGAGACAAUUUCAUGGAGAACACUAACCCAAUAAACUUAGAAGAGCGAAAGGGCAAUUAUGUGGAUCAAAAUGUAAACUCCAGAAAACCUUCUUCAAGGCUCAAGCUUGGCUUAGCAAAGCAAAUGUCUUCUGGGUCUACAGGAAUGGGUGGAGGACUUUUAAAACUCAAAAACUCUUCGAAAACUUCUUUAUCAAAUAGCACCGUCCCCAAUGGCCAUUCCCAAUCAGACCAUUCUGGAAUUGAUCUUAUGACUGACUACCGCGAUUUGUUGGCAGGUGCUUACUAUAAAUAUAAAGUCUGGAGAAGGCAACAAAUGUCAUUUAUUACCAAACAUGAAAGGACAUUAGCCAUUGACGGUGAUUAUGUUUACAUUAUACCGCCAGAACACACUUAUCAUUGGCAUCACGACAGUGUUAAGACUAAGUGUUUCCAUAUCAGCCAACUGGUUUUGGCGAAGCGCUCGAAGAGAGUCGCUGAAUACUUUAAACUUUUCGUUAGUCGGCCUGGCGGGUUGAAACGGUAUUAUUUUGAAGCUGUGAAUGAGCAGGAGUGUGCUGAAAUAGUGUCAAGACUACAAAAACUUUCAAGUGCAUAUCGCAUGAAUCAUCAAGCCACUACGGUGCCGUCAGUCUCAUAG
Messenger RNA from Lachancea mirantina, 3156 nucleotides. The record is from the annotation of a GenBank genome assembly. Lineage: Eukaryota; Fungi; Ascomycota; Saccharomycetes; Saccharomycetales; Saccharomycetaceae.